CGAAAAUACUGUGCACCUCUCUCUUUCUCUCUCCAAGAACGAAUUCGAAUCCAUGGCGUGCUGCAUUAAAUUCUCUCUCCGGUGCCCUUCUGAUACGCGUCGUUUUGCAUCAUCAUGUCAUCCCCAUAACCCUAGUAAUCUUCGCCUAUAUAACCUCCUUCCCACAAAUCCCUCACCUAAUCCCAAAAAGGUCUCGUAUUUCAUUCCUAGGCGUCGCAGCUUUGUUGUCGUGAAGUCUCACAUGGCCACCGGAGAGAAAAAACCCAUUUCGGAGGAACGAAUGCUUGUGUAUGUACCGCCGCAUCCAUUGAUUAAGCAUUGGGUUUCGGUUUUAAGAAAUGAGCAGACCCCUUCUCCCAUUUUCAGAAAUGCUAUGGCUGAGUUGGGGAGACUACUUAUGUAUGAGGCCGCAAGGGAUUGGUUGCCUACCGUAGUGGGAGAGAUUCAGACACCAAUGGAUGUUGCAACGGUUGAGUUCAUAGACCCAAGAGAGCCUGUAGCGGUUAUUCCAAUAUUAAGAGCUGGUCUAGCUCUAGCAGAGCAUGCAUCAUCAAUUUUGCCAGCAACAAAAACAUAUCAUCUAGGGAUGAUCAGAGACGAGGAGACACUUCAACCAUCAAUAUAUCUUAACAAGCUACCGGAAAAAUUUCCUGAAGACUCUCGAGUAUUUGUAGUUGAUCCUAUGUUAGCAACAGGUGGCACAAUAGUGGCAGCUCUCAACCUGAUAAAGGAAUGUGGGGUUGAGAACAGUCAAAUUAAAGUGAUAUCUGCCGUUGCUGCCCCUCCGGCGCUUCAAAAGCUGAGCGAGACUUUUCCAGGGCUUCAAGUAUACACUGGAAUCAUCGAUCCCACCGUUAAUGACAAAGGGUUCAUUAUUCCUGGACUUGGAGAUGCAGGAGACCGCUGCUUCGGUACAUAAUUUGUUAAUUGUAAUAUUUUUCCAAUUUUGUUUUGUUGAGGCCAUCAUUAGCCAGGAAUUAGCUGAUUUUUUUUAUUAUGCUAAUGAGCAGCAUUUUAAACGAAAUUGAGAAACAAAUCGAGAGAGGGUUUUAAAUUUGUGUAGAAAGUUAUUAUUCUUGACAUAGUUUGUUAUGGACAAUUUGAUUACUGAAAGUAAUUGAAAAGUAUUCUUGUGGUA
This is a messenger RNA of Humulus lupulus (European hop), 1138 nucleotides long. Its product is annotated as uracil phosphoribosyltransferase. The coding region runs from base 53 to 919 and encodes 288 amino acids. Gene Ontology annotation, molecular function: uracil phosphoribosyltransferase activity. The record is from RefSeq and is a predicted model, not a curated record. Gene Ontology annotation, biological process: uracil salvage. The transcript is spliced from 12 exons. NCBI's taxonomy places the organism in Eukaryota, Viridiplantae, Streptophyta, Magnoliopsida, Rosales, Cannabaceae.